UCUUGGUUACCUGCUUCAGGUGUGGCUCACACACAUUUCCAGAUUGUCAGAGAAGCAAGCGUCACAGGCUACAGGAUUUAGACAAACACAGGUGUAUGAUGGACUCAUCAGAGGAGGUGAAGAAGGAGGAAGCACAUAAGGAUGAAGUUAGCUGGCCCUGGAGUAAAAACAAGGAGAAGGACAAAAAGAGUAACGACAAGGACAAGUCAGACAAAGACAAAGUAAAAUCUAAGGACAAAGACAAAUCCAAGGACAAAGAGGGCCAUGAUAAGAAGAAAAAGAAGGAAAAGAAAGAAGGAAAACAUGGACACUCUUCAUCCAGCAGUGACGAGGCCUGAUGCUGUCUCCAGUGUGGACCACAGGUGUUCGUGUCAUCAAGCUGUGCCACUGUUCACAUUUUGUAAACAAAACUGCUUCUUGGAAUAAAUGUGGAAAAAAUGUC
Nothobranchius furzeri (turquoise killifish) is the source of this 442-nucleotide messenger RNA. RefSeq lists its product as uncharacterized. The record is from RefSeq and is a predicted model, not a curated record. Lineage: Eukaryota; Metazoa; Chordata; Actinopteri; Cyprinodontiformes; Nothobranchiidae.